This is a messenger RNA of Microplitis mediator, 1515 nucleotides long. RefSeq lists its product as uncharacterized. The record is from RefSeq and is a predicted model, not a curated record. The coding region runs from base 305 to 1447 and encodes 380 amino acids. Lineage: Eukaryota; Metazoa; Arthropoda; Insecta; Hymenoptera; Braconidae. The transcript is spliced from 5 exons.
AUUAAUUAAUUAAAAUAAUAAAAUUUAAAAAAAUGCGCGUACUAAUUUUUCAUUGAUCUAAAUACGCAUUUUUAAAUUUUUAUUCUACUGACGUUUUAUUUAUUUACUCAAAAAUUUUGAAAUUCCCACCUGUCAGUUACAUUCACACUCAUAGAAUCCUCUCCAUAAUUCAUACGACAAUGUCCUCAGUGUUAACUGAUGUUUAUUUAGUAGAACCUAACCUAAUCUAACCUCUGAUAAUUCAAUAAUAAAAAUAUUUAUUUAAAAAAUACAAAUAUUUAUAAUUUUGAAUAAAAUUACAAAGAUGAGAACAAAAUGUUCAUUGAUAAAUUGUCCAUCUAGAAAAAUACGUCGAGAAGUUAUAACAACAGAAUCUGGUCGUUCUUCGAGAUUAUUUUCAUUAUUUUCAGUUCCUACAAAGGAUUUAAAAUUACGAGAUGAAUGGAGCAAAAUAAUGAACUAUGAAUUUAAAGAUCGAGAUGUUUUAUGUGAAUUUCAUUUUCCUGAAGAAUUUAUAAAUCGUGACUGUGUUAUAAAAUUACCCGAUGGAAUACAUAGGAUUCAACAUCAUAAGGUAUCACUAAAACGUGGAGCAAUGCCAGUAAAUAAAAAAAUAGUUUUUCAAAAAGCUGUAUUCUGUAAACCUGAAGAAAUUUUAAAUUCAAAUAACAACUUGUCACGUUUUAAAAACUCUGAUAAUCUACAAAAAAAUAAUUCAACAAAUAAAGAAAAUUCAUCUACACAAUUGCAAUUUAAUAAUGAUCAUAUAUACGCACAAAAACCACCAAAUGAAUCACCCACUGAAUUAAUUGAAUUUUCGAAUCCAGUAAAUAAUUCAACGAGCAAAGAAUCAGGCCCCGAGUUACUGGAACCCGAAGUAGAAAUCGAAAAUUUCAAUCCUAAUUUAAAUAAAUUUAUUGAAGUUGAAUUACCAAACUCAUGGAGGUGGACUAAAGUUAAUGAUGAUGUCCUGAUAGCUGCUAGUUAUGAUCCAAUCAGUUUUAUACAAAGAAAAUCGAUGGUUAUCAGGAAAAAUUUAGUUGAAAAUAAAUUAAGCGUACAGGCAAUUAUUGAUGGACAUACUGUUGAUGUACCAGAGUUAAAAAGUGUUGAGACAAUUGAAGAUGUUAUUAGUAAUGUAAAUAUGUUACAGACAUUAUUAGUUUGUAGUGGAGUUUCGGAAACAGUGGGACGGCCCAAAGACUGUAUCAGAUAUGUAAAACAAAAACCCUAUGGUAAUAUAUACGGGCGCACGAGAUGUAAAAAUUGCGAUGAUUUAAGAAAAAAAACCUCGAGAAGUCAAAGGGUUUCAAAGAAAAAAAAUGGAAAGAUAAAAGAAUUAAAACAAACUAUUAAAACUAUGGAGCUGGAAAAUCUUAAACUCCAGGGAGCCGUAAAUAAAUUGGAAGCUAAAUUAAAUUAUUACAGCAAACAAUCAAAUGUAUAAAGUUUUACCUAAUUAAUAUUAAAAAUAAAUUAUUUUUAUUUUAUUUAUAAUGUAAGUGUCUUAUUUGU